AUGGCUUCAAAUCCAUCAACCCUGGCAAUUUUUCUCAUCUUCCACCUGACCGUCUCAUCCAGCGGCUUCAGCAACAAAGUAUCAUUUCCCCUGACCUACGUCGACUACUCAAUCCCGAUCCCAGAACCCGGAAAAAUUCUCCUGCCUACAGGAAAAUGCGAAGACAUAAGAGACCGCGAUCUCUCCCUCUACUUACCAGGCUGCGUUCCAGUGACUCUCUACCCUGGAUUCAUAGACAGCUGCAGAGUGUCUUGCCUGUGCCUGUCUGACAGCUCGAUCUCCAAAAUAUCCGUGGGGUCCUUCGACAAGCUGCCUAAUCUGGAGUACCUCGACUUAUCCCGGAACAGGAUCCAGCUCUGCGACUUUCUAAGCUUCGGCGGUCACAACAAACUAGUAACUUUAAUUAUCGACGAAAACGACUCAGGUCUAAGAGAGCAAGUGCUCUCCGAAUCCGACUGCUUUCCCAAAUUAGAGCACCUUUAUCUCCGGAAGAACAGCAUCGCAGAUAUAACAAUUCCUCUGCAGAGAACCUUUCCUUCUCUGACUCACCUUUACUUGUCGGACAAUAAAUUAAAAGGCAGGACGUUUGAGUACUUGGACUUGCCACUGACCUUGACCCACCUCCACCUCGAGCGGAACCAAAUCAGCCGUUUAGACACCCGAGGGUUGAUAAAUCUCUCCUCGCUGUUUCUUGAUGGGAAUCGCAUUCAGUUUCUUUCUCACUUGCCUUGCUUAGAAGAUUCUAAUUUAAGUCUGAGGCACACAUCCAGGUUGAGAUUCUUGUCGUUAUCUCAAAAUAUGAUAACAAGUGUCCAAAGGGACAGCUUCGACGACUGCAGAGCUCUCAAAAGCUUGAAUUUGGCUCACAACAGAAUUUCUUCAAUUCCUUUUGGAACUUUUGAUGGAUUAUCAGAGCUCAGAGAUUUAUCAUUAAGUUACAACCAGCUGACGAGUCUUCCAGAGUUUAGGAACGUCAGGGUGCUAACUAGCUUGUCGCUGGAUCACAAUUUGAUUGAAUAUAUCCCUACGGGAGCUUUCUGCGACUUGGGGGAACUAAAGUGGCUCUCGCUGGGCAACAAUCGCAUAAAAAACGUCUUUGUUGAGGCGUUUGUUAAUCUUAAUUCUUUGGAAGAAAUAGACCUUUCGUAUAAUGAAUUGACUUACUUACCCUACGGGUGGAUCAGAGGCAGCAGUAGGUUGAAGCACCUGGAUGUUAGGGGCAACAGGUUCACCAGGAUUGAAGAUCUAGCCCUGGACUGCACUGUCAGCUUGAAGUAUCUCUAUCUUCAGGGAAAUCCUCUGGACCGCUACACGCCCGGUUACUGGAAGAUUAAGAAUGAAGUUAGCGUUUUGAACCUGGAAAAAUCUUUCGUAAACAGUUCUUCGAUCACGCAUCUGUAUUUAACAGAGAACGAUUUGUGUGUGAUAAACGCGGGCGCUUUUGAUGGAUUGCCAAACUUGGUUUACUUGAACCUCACAAGAAACAGCUUCAAUACCUGGCAAUUACACGGCAGCAAUUUUCCGCGCAUCGAAACACUUGUUUUGGACGAUACUAAUGCAAUUAAUCAGUAUCAUUGCAUCAUUAACCGCGGAGAAUUUGGAGAAUUAUCGACAGGACAUUGCUACAACACGCCGAUCAUGUUCAACUUCAAGAAAUUGCCGAAUUUACGGCACUUGUAUCUGCGCAACAACGCAAUUGAUUACCCGUACAACGAUGGAUGGCCAAUUGUCGGAAAAAUCGGCUCGCAACUUUACCGAUCGGGCAUCACGCAUCUGUACCUGGAUAACAACAACAUUUCUUCGAUGAAUUUCGUGGAUUCUUUGCCGGAGUCCAUCACUCAUUUGUAUCUCAGAAAUAAUUCGCUUACAGAUUUGGAAUAUAGUUUCGUAAAAUUGGCGAUUCCUACAAGCGAUCCGCUUCCUCUUGAACGGUUGAAGAAUCUUGUGUACCUGGAUCUCUCUAAGAACAAAAUUUAUGCUCUCAGUGACGACUCCUUCAACAAUUUGGGGAAAUUAACCAUCUUGGAACUCGAUGAAAAUUAUUUAACCCGCGUUCCAAGGAUUUGUGAGCUGUUAAGCUUGGAAAUCCUCUCGAUUUCGCGGAACAAGCUCACUGAAAUCGCGCCGUUUGAUUUCUGCGGUCUUUCGAGUCUCAAGCUGUUGAACUUGAGUUAUAAUGAGAUCUCCAAGGUUUCAAGAGACGAAAUUAGGAAUUUGGGCGGCUUGGAAAGUUUGGAUCUUUCGGGGAACAAAAUAGCCUAUUUACCCGAAAAUUGGAUCGCUGAGAUGAAUCUCAAGGCUCUAUUUUUGAACGAUAACCGAUUCAAGCAUUUCUCACAUUUAUCUUUAAACGCUUUCGGAAGUCUUAAGUAUGUAAAUAUCAGGGGCAAUGAUAUUAAAGUAAACGGUUCGAUGGGAUUACCCAGAGAUACGAACAUAGUUUUGUUGGAUAAAAUUCUUUCCCCGAGUAAGACAAAAACAUUGUUGGACGUGUCGUACAACAAGAUUUCAAACGUGAACAGCAGCGCGUUUGUUGACACACCAAAUUUAAUUUAUUUGGAUUUAACUGGGAAUCCCAUUGAUUCGUUAAAUUUGAAUUUGUCCAAUCUUGAGACACUUGUCUUAAACGGUGCGCUGCGUAAUUUUAGUGGACCUCCUGGAAGAACGUAUCUAUCUAUCGGAACCAAACCAAGUCUCGGCGUACCAGUAGGAUUGUAUCUGCCAAAAUUAAAAAAAUUGUUUCUUCGUAAUAAUACAAUCAUUCAGCUCGCCGGAUUGACCGCAGAGACUGUGCCAAACCUCACUCAUCUUUAUCUGAGUAACAAUAAUAUUGAAUAUCUGGAUUUCAUCGACAAGUUGCCGAAGUCAAUCACUCAUUUGUAUCUUGAUAACAACAAAAUAUCCAAUUUUGUGCACAAGAGAUCACGGAUUGAAUCAUCAGGGUGGUGCGCAGUUGCAAAAAUGGUCACAGAAAAAUAUGAUUUCAAUCACUUGGAAAAUCUUAAAUAUUUGGAUAUGUCUCAUAAUAAAAUUGAAGUAAUUGAAGAUCAUACUUUUAAAAAUUCAUCAAAGUUGAUAUCUUUUCGUUUGAACAACAAUUCUUUAUUCAGCGUGCCUGACUUUUCUGGUUUAACACAAAUUGUGGAGUUGGAUCUCUCGUACAACAAUAUUAAGGGUAUUUUCCCUCCAAUGUUCAAUUACUUAUCUUCGUUGAAGGAUUUGAAGAUUUUUGGAAAUCCUGAAGCUAUGGAUCUUAAGGAAUCAGAUAUGGAAUAUACCAGAAUACUCCGUGUAAAUAAUUUUUUUGUCAACAGUUCAAUUGUAACUCAUGUUUAUCUAUCUAAAAACAAUAUUUUGGAAAUCGAAAACAAAGCAUUUGACGGCUUGCCAAAUUUAUUUUAUUUAAACUUGACCGGAAAUUUAUUUUCUUUUUCUUUUUGGCAAGUGAAACAUAAAAAUCUUGAAACACUUGUUUUAGACAAAACUUUGCGGAUUUUUGGUCCGCGGGAUUUUUAUUCUACUGACGACUGCCGAAUGGCUAAAUACUACAGGAAGUAUCCGCCCAAUCAUCAAAAUUCUGUGGAACUUUUAUUACUGAUGCCCCGACUCAAAAAAUUGUAUCUUCGUGAAAAUAAUAUAGUCAAAAUAUUCGGAUUGGCCAAAGAAAGAUUGCCGAGUCUCACUCAUCUUCAUCUCAGCGAUAAUAAUAUUUCAGAAGCGGAUUUCAUCCACGUGCUUCCGACAUCUUUAACUCAUUUAUAUCUUAAUAAAAAUAAUUUUUCGGAAAUUUCUUACUCAUCACAGCCUUUUAACAUGUCAGAAGACGGCUCUCAUUUUUAUACAGUUAAACUGAGCUCGUUUUCUAAAUUGGUGAAUUUGCAAGUACUGGAUUUGUCUCAUAAUAAUAUCAAUCAAAUUUUGGAUCAUACAUUUGAGAACUUGACGAAUUUAAUCACACUUAAUUUGGAUUAUAACAAUUUAUCAAGUGUGUUUAAUAGCAGCGGCUUGAAAAGUUUGGAAUAUUUGUCUGUAAGUCAUAAUCAAAUUCGUGAUAUUAAUCAAUCUUUUUUUGGACUUCUAAAACUUGAAAAAUUAGCGUUGAAUAAUAAUUAUAUCAGUUCAAUUUCUUCUGAAACGUUUAAUGGGUUGAUUUCGUUGAAAGAAUUAAACCUUUCUGGAAAUUCUUUUAAAGUUUUGCCCAAGAACUGGAUUCCAAAAAUAAAUUUGAGAGUUUUGUACUUGCAUAAUAAUCUAUUUGAAGAUUUUGAUAACUUGUCAAUAAUUGGUGUUACAAGUUUAGAAUAUUUGAAUAUUGGAGGGAAUUUAUUGAAAUUGAGAAAUUUGAACAGCUUGUCAACUUUUGCGGAAAAUAUUACAAUUGAUUUUGGAAAACCAGUAAAUAAAGUCUAA
Cotesia congregata is the source of this 4410-nucleotide messenger RNA. NCBI's taxonomy places the organism in Eukaryota, Metazoa, Arthropoda, Insecta, Hymenoptera, Braconidae. The record is from the annotation of a GenBank genome assembly.